UGUAAGGAGAUGGAGGUGCAGCCGGAGCUGUCGCUGGGGCCAGGGGCGCUGGGGGUGCCGGCAGGCUUCGCGGCCGCCAAGAGCCCCAGGAGCUCGUCGUCGGACUCGGACGGCGGCGCCGGUGGCGGGAGGAAGAGGAAGCACUUCGCCUGGGAGUGGGAGGAGGCCGUGUCCCAUGCCGGCGGCCUGGAGCUCCAGCUCGGCGACCCACUGCCGAUGGACUGGGAGCAGUGCCUCGACCUGCAUUCCGGGAGGAUGUACUACCUGAACAGGAAGACCAUGAAAAAGAGCUGGGUGAGGCCGAGGUCCACCAAGGAGGAGCAGGGCGCCCUGAACCUGGAGCUCAACAUCUCCACGGCCCCGUCCGCCUUCGACGGCAAGGCGAGCCGCGUCGCCGCUGCGGACGACGCCAGGAGCACGAGCAACUGCGGCAUCGCCUCCGGCGGCCACAUGGUGGCCGUGCCGUGCGCCAACUGCCACCUCCUCGUCAUGCUCUGCAAGGCCUCCCCGGCCUGCCCCAACUGCAAGUUCGUGCAGCCGUCGUCGGUGCCGCCGCCGGCGAUGCCGCGGCGGGCGGCGCCUCCCCGCCGGCUCGACGCCGUCAAGCCGCUGGAGACCCUGAGCCUCCUGCACUAG
Panicum hallii is the source of this 636-nucleotide messenger RNA. RefSeq lists its product as uncharacterized. Gene Ontology annotation, molecular function: protein binding. NCBI's taxonomy places the organism in Eukaryota, Viridiplantae, Streptophyta, Magnoliopsida, Poales, Poaceae. The transcript has 2 exons. The coding region runs from base 10 to 636 and encodes 208 amino acids. The record is from RefSeq and is a predicted model, not a curated record.